UGCGGUGACGUAGAAGAUAUGCGACGAAGCGCGAACUGUGCUCUGACAGACCCGCUUUUUUGUUUUCGGUGUUGCUUUGCGACUGCUAUUUGUUGGGGGGUGUGAAGCCUUUAUUUAUAUGCAAUGAAGAUUGUAAGCUGGAACAUUAACGGGAUUCGGACGUUCCGGGGUCGUUUUCAGCAGAUGCUGGAUUCUCUGAAUGCUGAUAUCAUUUGUCUGCAGGAAACAAAAGUGACUAGAGACCUGCUUGAUGAGCGUACAGCAAUUGUUGAAGGUUAUAAUUCUUACUUCAGCUUCAGCCGUGGGCGGAGUGGAUAUUCUGGGGUGGCAACAUUUUGCAAAAACAGUGCAAUACCUUUUGUUGCUGAGGAAGGGCUGACAGGCUUGUUAUCCAGUAAGGGAGAAACAGUGGGAUGUUAUGGAGACAGAACAGAGUUUUCUGAUGAAGAAUUACAGCAACUAGACAACGAGGGACGUGCUGUCAUUACUCAACACAAGAUUACGUGCUCUGGUGACAGAGAAGAGGUUCUGACAGUCAUUAAUGUAUAUUGUCCACGUGCUGACCCAGAAAAACCAGAACGUAAGCUCUUUAAGUUACGUUUCUACCAACUUCUGCAAAUCCGUGCUGAAGCAAUCCUGAAAACUGGCAGCCAUGUGAUCAUCCUGGGUGAUGUGAACACUUCUCAUAAGGCCAUUGAUCACUGUGAUCCUGAUGAUCUGGAUAGCUUUGAAGAUAACCCAGGUAGAAAAUGGCUGAACAAUUUCUUGUUUGGAUUAGUCAAUACAGCGGAUGAGCUGGAUGAUUCAACAUCAGAUAAAGGAAAUCUACAAGUUAACAAAUCAGGUUCCCAAGUGGAGGGAGGUGGCAAGUUUGUGGAUACUUUUAGGUUUUUCCACCCCAAUAGGCCCAAUGCUUUUACUUGUUGGUCUACUUUGACAGGUGCAAGGCAGACUAAUUAUGGCACUCGGAUUGACUACAUAUUUGCAAAUAGGAAUCUUGUAGAAAAUGAAUUUGUGGAUUCUGAAAUUAUGCCAGAAGUGGAGGGUUCAGAUCACUGCCCAGUGCGUGGUGAACUGCGAUGUUUCUCUAUUGCCAGUUCCAAAUGCCCAUCACUUUGCACAAAGUACAUGCCAGAAUUUGCCGGCCGUCAACAAAAGUUGUCUCGUUUCUUGGUUAAAGUUGGUCAGCCUGUAAAACCAGAAGAAAUGGUGGAAGACGUGCCCCAACUUCCAGGGUCUCAGGAAGCUGAAGAAGUCAGAGAAAAUAUCAGACCUACUUUGGAGAAUCUCGUAAAAAAAAGAGAUGCACAGGAAGCACCAUCUCCUGUUACAAAGAGGCCUAAAAGUUCAUAUACUAAAGUAAAAUCUAGACAGCAUGGCAGUCUCCUGGCUUUCUUUAAGCCUAAGUUGAAUGAUGUCAAUACCAAAAAUAUGCCCCAGUGUAAUUCCAAUAUAAACAGUUAUCAGAACUUUGAAAUUUCCACUGAACCAUCACAAGAAAUAGGGGGUACUAGAAGUAGAGCACUAGAAUCUGAAAAUGAUUGUCUGACAGAAAACAAGCAUUUGAAAACUCUAGCAAGUCGGAUUUAUACAAAUCUGUCCAAAAAUGAAGAACUGACUGACAAAGAAAUAAACUACGAAUCAGAUGAAAAAGAAAGCCACUAUUUCCUGACAUCACCGGGACAUCGUUCUUCAAAUGUUGAAGGACCUUUAGACAGGUCUGAAAGAAAAGGAAGUGAACGAGCUAAUGAUAAACAAAGUAAUAUCGGGGGAAAGUCAACAGAAUUUUGGAAGUCAGUGCUCCACGGACCCCCUGCUCCACCCAGCUGCAAGAUUCAUGGUGAACCAUGUGUUUUACGGACGGUUAAGAAAGCAGGGCCCAAUUUAGGAAAGAAGUUCUUUGUUUGUGCCCGACCACAAGGACACAAUUCAAAUCCAGAAGCCCGAUGCAACUUUUUUCUUUGGGUUGAAAAGGGAAAAUAAAGAAAAAGAACUAAA
Erpetoichthys calabaricus (reedfish) is the source of this 1998-nucleotide messenger RNA. RefSeq names its product APEX nuclease (apurinic/apyrimidinic endonuclease) 2 (gene apex2). Gene Ontology annotation, molecular function: DNA binding; double-stranded DNA 3'-5' DNA exonuclease activity; phosphoric diester hydrolase activity. Lineage: Eukaryota; Metazoa; Chordata; Cladistia; Polypteriformes; Polypteridae. Gene Ontology annotation, biological process: base-excision repair. The transcript has 6 exons. Gene Ontology annotation, cellular component: nucleus. The record is from RefSeq and is a predicted model, not a curated record. The coding region runs from base 124 to 1983 and encodes 619 amino acids.